Molecule: messenger RNA, 1522 nt
Organism: Solanum dulcamara
Lineage: Eukaryota; Viridiplantae; Streptophyta; Magnoliopsida; Solanales; Solanaceae
Product: fasciclin-like arabinogalactan protein 1
Exons: 1
Coding region: 141-1379 (412 amino acids)
Cellular component (GO): plasma membrane
Source: RefSeq, a predicted model, not a curated record
CUGUAAUUAACUUGGUCAAUAAAUUUGCAGUAACUUGAGAUCUCGCUUGCCCCAAUAACAACUCCCUUUUUCGCUCUUUCACUCAACUCCCUCACUCCACACACAGUCGCCGAAAGUCCUCUCUCUGCUACAACAACAACAUGCAGCUUCCGUCCUCGGCCACCAUGGCCGCGGUGGUUCUCUCUCUAGCCCUCCUUCUUUGUACCACUAAAGCCCACGAGAUUACCCACAUUCUAGCCAAACAUCCACAGUUCUCCACUUUUAACCAUUACUUAACAACUACACACCUCGCCGCAGAAAUUAACCGCCGGCAAACCAUAACCGUAUGCGCCGUCGAUAAUGCCGGAAUGUCAGAUCUACUCUCCAAACACCUAUCUAACUACGUUAUAAAAAACGUACUCUCUUUUCACGUGCUUCUCGAUUACUUCGACGCUAAAAAGCUUCACCAGAUUACUAACGGUACCGCACUUGCAGCCACUAUGUUCCAAGCCACCGGCUCGGCUACCGGUUCUUCCGGUUUCGUCAACAUUACUGAUCUAAAAGGAGGUAAAGUCGGGUUCAGCCCGGCUGAUUACGAUGGCUCUCCUCCCGCCAAAUUUGUUAAAUCCGUCGAGGAGAUCCCUUACAACAUCUCCGUUAUUCAGAUAAGUACGAUUCUGCCCUCAGCCGAAGCUGAAGCUCCGACUCCAGGACCAAGCCAGAUGAAUCUCACUUCUCUAAUGUCAGCUAAUGGAUGCAAAGUUUUCGCCGAGACUUUAUCAGCUUCUCCUGCUGAAAAGACGUUUGAGGACAAUGUUGAUGGUGGAUUAACAAUAUUUUGCCCCGGCGAUGAUGCAAUGAAGAAUUUUUUGCCUAAGUUUAAGAAUUUAACAGCUGAAGGGAAACAAUCACUGCUAGAGUAUCACGGAGUUCCCAUAUAUCAAUCCAUUUCGAAUUUGAAAUCUAAUAACGGAGAUAUGAACACUUUAGCUACUGAUGGCGCAAAGAAGUACGCUUUCGUUGUUCAAAAUGACGGCGAAGAUGUUACUCUAAAGACGAAAAUUGUGACGGCGAAGAUCACGGCGACUUUGUUUGAUCAACUGCCAGUAGCAAUUUUCUCACUUGAUAAGGUGUUAUUGCCUAAGGAAUUGUUCAAGGCUGCUCAUACUCCGACGCCGGCACCGGCACCGGCACCGGAGGCCGAUGCUGAAUCUCCUAAGCACUCCAAGUCACCACCGGCACCUGCAUCUCCGGCUGAUUCUCCAGCGGAUUCCCCGGCAGAUGGUCCCAACCGUGAUGCUGAUGUUUCCUCGACAGAGAGCGGCGCUGUUAAGUACAACGCCGGAGCAUCACUUGCCGCCGUGUUCAGUAUAUGGUUUACCUUCAAUUUAUUGAUGUAAGUUUUACUUGUAUUUUUCUUAGGUGUUUGACAAAACGAAGCUUGUUUUCUUAGUUUUUAUUUUUUUAAGUUUUACGUGAAACAAUUGAGCCAAUGUGGUCAUCAAAUUAAAGUUUGUAACAGUAUAAUUAGUCUAUUUCUAUA